AUGAAUAUCCUGGGACUGGUGCUGUUUGCUCUGGUUUUAGGAGUGGCCCUGAAAAAGCUUGGCCCGGAAGGGGAAGAUCUGAUCCGCUUCUUUAAUUCAUUCAAUGAGGCAACUAUGGUCUUGGUUUCCUGGAUUAUGUGCUCAGCCACUCUCCCGUCGAUGAUCAAAUGCAUCGAGGAGAACAAUGGAGUCGACAAGAGGAUCAGCAGGUUUAUCCUUCCUAUCGGGGCGACGGUGAACAUGGAUGGUGCUGCUAUUUUUCAGUGCAUGGCAGCUGUGUUUAUUGCUCAGCUGAACAAUGUUGACCUCAACCCUGGGCAAAUCUUCACGAUUCUUGUGACAGCUACUGCGUCCAGCGUGGGUGCAGCUGGGAUCCCAGCCGGAGGAGUCCUCACCAUCGCCAUCAUCUUGGAGGCCAUCGGACUUCCGACCAACGAUCUCUCCUUGAUAUUAGCAGUGGACUGGAUUGUGGACCGAACCACCACGGUUGUGAAUGUGGAAGGGGAUGCCCUAGGAGCCGGCAUCCUUAAUUACCUGAAUGAAAAAGAAAAGAAAGAAAAAGAGCAGGAGCUAAAGGAAGUCAACGUAGAAGCAGUUGCUAACAGCAAGUCUGAAGGGGAAACAUCACCUUUGGUAACCCACAAAAACCAAGUCUCUAACACAACCAGUACAGCAGACCCUGAAUCCAAGGAAUCAGUAUUGUGAACUAGAGGCCGUUCGUCAACACGCGUCCUAGAGGUGGACUGGGGACUUGUUAACGCACCUAGACGUUUGCAGUGCUAAACAAGGGCUGGAUGGCUCUUGGGAGUUUUCAGUUCCAGUCUGUUAUGAAAUACAGUGGCCUGGGGAAGGGGGAGGGAGGUGGGGUGGGCAGUGAAAGGGUGUUGAGAAAGAACACUGGCUUUAUAAUAGUAUUUUGAUAAUUCGUAUGUGUACGUGUGUGUGUUGCACGUGCACACACAGGUACAUGUAUGUGAAAACAACGCCAUCGAGACUCCUGGUUUAACAAGACUUCUGUUAGUAAAGGCUCAUGCGGGUUGGAGAUGGGGAAGUAGACAAGCCCAUUAUGUGCUUCUUCUAGGGAAAAAUUAGGAAGCCUAUUGUGCUGCUGUUCGAGUGGAAAUGCAGUCUAGAAACUCCAGAGUGGGUGAAAAUGUUGCUUAAAUUUACUUUCUGGCCUGGAAACACUUACUGAUCAUAACAGACACAAUAUGAAGCAACAUUUUUCUCCCACUC
This is a messenger RNA of Antrostomus carolinensis (chuck-will's-widow), 1236 nucleotides long. RefSeq names its product solute carrier family 1 member 4 (gene SLC1A4). NCBI's taxonomy places the organism in Eukaryota, Metazoa, Chordata, Aves, Caprimulgiformes, Caprimulgidae. The transcript is spliced from 4 exons. Gene Ontology annotation, cellular component: plasma membrane. The record is from RefSeq and is a predicted model, not a curated record. Gene Ontology annotation, biological process: L-glutamate transmembrane transport; L-serine transport. Gene Ontology annotation, molecular function: L-aspartate transmembrane transporter activity; L-serine transmembrane transporter activity; L-alanine transmembrane transporter activity. Bases 1 to 705 code for a protein of 234 amino acids.